CAUGUGUGCACCCUCACAUAAAGUCGGUCGGCCAGGAGGAAUCCAGUUCAGACUGGACCAGGAGGGAUACGUUUUGACUGGUCACAUUGUACGGCAUGAAUCGACUGUUUUUAAUCUAACUUUGCAGAGAUCUUUAUAGAUCUCCAAGCCUUUUGGUGGACCUUAUGUUUUAAUUGACUUUCUUUAUCAAAACUCCUUCACUUUGGGAGCACAAUUAACACUCUGACAGUUUAAUACCUGCUGGUCAGUGCUUCUCAGGCUUUGGCCAUGAGUUUUUUCGGGUAUCGCCGAGAGCUGAGCAAGUACGAAGAUGUGGAUGAGGACGAGCUCUUGGCGUCGCUCAGCCCGGAGGAGUUGGCCGAGUUGGAAAAGGAGCUGGUCGACAUCGAUCCUGACGCCAACGUGCCCAUUGGACUCAGACAGAGAGACCAGACAGACAAAACCCCAACCGGUACUUUCAGCAGAGAUGCCCUCAUGAAGUACUGGGAAAACGAGACCCGUAAACUUUUGGAAAAUGAGAUAGCAGGAGGGAGCCCCAAACUGGAUGAAGAACAAGACGACGAGUGUCUGACAGAAGAAAGCAGUGAAGAGGAGAAAGAAAAAAAUGACGAGAGUGAAAAGGAAAGCAAAUGGUCAGAAAACUCAAAGGGGGAAGAUCACAAAGAGGAAGACAGUGAUGAAGAAGAAGAGGAAGAAAGUGAGGAAGAAGAGCCUGUAACAAAUGAAGACGACGAUGACGCUGAAACGGAUGAAGACAAACAAGACAAUGUGGCAAAACCUGAACUCUUGAGAGACUCGGUGCAUGCGGUCAAGCCGACGCUACUGAGGCCUCAGAAGGUGGAGCCUGUGAGGCUGACUCCGCCCCCUCCACCGGAGGACCUAAACUCCAGUGGAAACCCUACUGUUGUUGAUGAUGCGUUACAGCGAGUUCUCAGUGACGACUCCGAACUCACUGAGGUGAAUCUGAACAACAUUGAUGACAUCACACAGGAAACUCUAAUUCGAUUUGCUGAAGCACUAAGAGCUAACACCCACGUGCGAGUCUUCAGUCUUGCGAACACGCGGGCUGAUGACCACGUCGCUCUGGCCAUCGCUAAGAUGCUGAAGGAGAACGCAUCCAUCAUCAGUCUGAACAUAGAGUCCAACUAUGUGAGCGGGAAGGGAGUGAUGGCUUUGGUCCAAGCACUUCCGGGCAACAACACCCUGACCGAGCUCCGCUUUCACAACCAGAGGCACAUGUGUGGAGGACAGGUGGAAAUGGAGAUGGUGAAGAUUCUGAGGGAAAACCACACUUUGAUCAAGCUCGGCUACCAGUUCAACCUCCCCGGUCCCAGGAUGAGCAUGACUGGGAUACUGACCAGGAACCAGGACCGUCAGAGGCAGAGACGGCUGCAGGAGCAACGGCAACAGCAACAAGGAGGGCAAGAUGGAGCUGUGAACCCAAGAACCUCUGCGCUGAGAGGAACACCCAGUUCGUCGCCCUACACUUCACCCAGAGCCUCACCUUGGUCCUCACCCAAACUAACGGCUAAAAAACAGACUCCGCCGCCUCCUCCUCCACCUCCACCACAUCCUCCACCGCCUCCUCCUCUGCUCCUUCCACCGCCACAGGAGAAGAAGAGGCCCACGCGGAUGAUCGCGGAGGUCAUCAAGGCCCACGAGGCAGGCAGCAAGAAGGUCGCCAAAACCAAAGGGAAGAAGGGCAAGAAGGGCAAGGCGAAGGAGAUGAAGAGGGAGACGGGCUGCAUCCUGAAGGAGCUCAAGAACGCCCUGAGGCCCGUAUCGGCCGAGAGGAGGACGGAGGAGGGUGGCAGCAGGCCAUCCACGCCGAUGAGGUCUGCCCACGAUCAGCUAAUGGAGUCCAUCCGCAGCAGCAGCCUCAGGAACCUCAGACGGGUGGAAGUUCCACAUCACCUACGAUAAGGAACGAAGACAUCGGCCCUGCGGGAUAAUGGUGGCGACGAUGAUGGCGACGAUGGAAGAGGGGACAAAUUGGAUUUCUUUCUCCGAGAAAAUGGGAAGGUGUACUGGAAAUUUGCACUCAAAAUCCUGAACUAUUUUAGGAUAUUUAAAGAUACAGACCCCAUCCGCUUUUGCCAAAAAAUAAUUCCUAAUUGUUUCAGGUCAUCAAACAAAUUUUAACAUCAAACACAUGUAACCUGAGUAAAUACAGAAUGCAGUUUCCAAAUAAUAAAAUAAAAAGCUAUUCAAAGCAGGUGAAAUUCGUUUAUUCCAAAUUGUCUUCAGAUUUUGACACCUAUUAGCAAGCUUCAGUUUGUUAGAAGAAUUUCCUAACUAUAAGAGUCAGCAUUUGUGAGGUAAGCGGCUGCCUAGGGCCUCCACGCCACCAGGGGUCCCCCAAGAGCAAUAAACUGGUAUAAUAGAAAAAAAAUAUUUUAAAAUAACAUUGAAUAAUGCAAACUAAGUGCUAUUCCUAUGUUAUUUUUGGAGAUAAUAAUGAUUAAUCUCUUCCCGUUGAUGGCCGCUGCCACUGUUGGGGAAAUAUAAGAUAGUAAAUUUAGUGUUUAUCAGUUGAUGUUACUUUCAAAUAGUUAAAAUAAAAUGUCACACUUAAAUACCACUCUGCAUUUAAAAUCCAAAUGAUUUUUAAAAAAAUUUUUACUCCUGUAGCUUUGAAAUCAAUAGUCAUAAUAGUACUAGUAUAAUGUACGCUAAUAACAAAUGAUGCUAAAGAUAGCAGGUAUGUUACACACAGAGUAGCAUAGGAAUUCUAAAUCAUCUGGUGUUGAAAUGUUGGUAUGGGGGCUGCUUAGAGUCCCAAAAAGACUUGCACCGGCCCUGGUGACAAGUCAAUUUGAACUUUUUAAAGUUUUUUCCCCCUCAAUCAAUUUUAUUCCAGUUUUGAAAGCAGCAUUUUGUAUCUACUCUGGCUAUUUUAGUCUGAUAAUCUUAUUCAUUAAAAUGUGACAAAAAAAAGAAGCAAAAUGUCUUGCUUUAGCAUCCUCUCACAGUAGAAAGUAACAUGAGUUUUCUUAUUCUUGUUUACUGACAUUUUCUAAAUGUCUAUUUUCAUGUAAGACUGUAAAUAUGAUGUGUGUUUUUUGGUAGAAAUAUGCGUUCGUUUCUAAAUAUAGCCAUUUACUUACUUGCAGCGCUUGCGUUGUUCGUGUCUUCUUUGGUUACUGGGUGAGUUUUAUUCAAGGUGGGAAAAAGGGAGACAAAUAUAUAUACAAAGACGUAUAGGCGGAUCAUUAAAAAAAAUAAAUAUAUUUGCAUUUUUUCAGCCUGAAUGAGUCAGCCUGCUGGUGAGGAGCCGCUGAUGCACACAACUCUCUCAGAGACGUUGACAACACACCCACUCGUGUGAGCACGUUUUUGAAGCCGCGUUUUUGCGCGCUUUCUCUGAACAAGUUGCAACACAGAACAAGUGAAGUGAAAUAAUAAAAAACUAAACACUCACUCUGACAUCACUGAUGACGCCAAUAUUCCCAGCAGCAAGUAGUGAGCAGUAAGCUUAUGAUUCUUUUUCUUAAAAGACGAUGGGUGGAAACAUGCAUAUUUUUGAGGUGGAUGCGAACAUCUCACCGAUGCUCUCACUCCCAGGACAUAAGUGAGCCAAAGAGCCGCUUCUGUUAGCUUGUGUCUAGAACAUUAAUAAAAUGGUGAAAUAAUAUUGACCAUAAAACACUAUUUAUAAAAGAUAUCAACAUUUUUCCUACACAAUCCUAACAAACGUUUUUAACGUUCUCUUCACAAUAUUUAUUUACUAUUAAUCUAUUUGUAUGAUUUGUUCUAUAAAUUGCCAUCUAUAUUAUUUUUAGGUCUCAGGAAAUGACUGAAGGAUGAAGAGAUUGACGUCUGGUUCUUUAGGUUCUGACGGGUUUGCGUUUCCUCUCCUGAUCCAUUCUGUCUGAUAUCAAACCCACUGGGUGCCACUGAAUAUCACCGACAUUUAUUUUAAUGCCCCUAUUAAACUUCUUCGUGAUUCUUUA
This is a messenger RNA of Gambusia affinis (western mosquitofish), 3953 nucleotides long. It is a transcript of the gene lmod2b, whose product is annotated as leiomodin 2 (cardiac) b. Lineage: Eukaryota; Metazoa; Chordata; Actinopteri; Cyprinodontiformes; Poeciliidae. Gene Ontology annotation, biological process: pointed-end actin filament capping; myofibril assembly; muscle contraction. Gene Ontology annotation, molecular function: tropomyosin binding. The record is from RefSeq and is a predicted model, not a curated record. Gene Ontology annotation, cellular component: striated muscle thin filament; myofibril. Bases 268 to 1923 code for a protein of 551 amino acids. The transcript has 6 exons.